Messenger RNA from Guyanagaster necrorhizus, 1138 nucleotides. RefSeq lists its product as uncharacterized. Gene Ontology annotation, molecular function: DNA binding; catalytic activity. Bases 1 to 840 code for a protein of 279 amino acids. The transcript has 5 exons. NCBI's taxonomy places the organism in Eukaryota, Fungi, Basidiomycota, Agaricomycetes, Agaricales, Physalacriaceae. Gene Ontology annotation, biological process: base-excision repair. Gene Ontology annotation, cellular component: nucleus. The record is from RefSeq and is a predicted model, not a curated record.
AUGACCCCCUCAUCCAAAAGAAAAAGUUCUCCCUCUGUUGCGUCUCCUUACUUCUCUUUAGAGGUAAACAAGAGUCCCUCCAAAUCAAUUCUGGAUCACAGACACUUACAUUGUCCCUACUUCUCUCCGUCAAGAAAGCCGAUUACGAGGGAAGCGAGGCUCGAUGUGGCGGACUCUGACUUCGAUGUAUCAUGCUGCGCUUCUCUUGAGGUUCACCUACUAUGCAACAAAAACUUGACAGAACUUGUUGCCCACGAUCCUUGGAAACUGAUCAUUGCAGUCACUCUCCUCAACAAAACAUCAGGAAAACUUGCGAUACCCGUAUUCUGGGAUCUUGUAGAUCGAUGGCCUACGCCGCUGUCCCUUUCUCAAGCCAACGUCGAGGAAUUAGCAGGUUUUAUUCGCCCGUUGGGCACUCAAACUAUCCGAGCGAAACGACUCAUUGAAAUGUCGAAAUCUUACCUUCUCGACCCACCUUCUACUUAUGACGUUAGAUCGUCUAAACCUGAGCUCUUGCCAUCUUCUGCAUCAUUUUCAAGUGGCCAGGGAUCCCCUACGAAGCGUAUAAAAUACCCCCCGACCCCAAUAUCGCACUUGCCUGGAACAGGGCGCUAUGCACUUGAUUCCUAUCGCCUAUUUUGUACGGCGUACGAGGAUCCCUCGUCACAGGAUUGGAAAACAGUCAUACCAAGUGACAAAAAGCUGGUUCAAUAUGUUAAGUGGAGAUGGGCCGUCGAAGAGUGCAAGGAGUGGACACAUGGGAUCACCUCCGCUGCCACCCCGACUUACUUGAGAACGCUCAUUUCAGAAUUACGCGAUAGAAAUCCCAUUAUAGUCUAGAGCGAACAAGGGGCUGCCAGUCAACCCUCUCGACCUGCCUUUCGUCAAUUCAUUGUUUGGUAUCCCAAACCAAGGCACUCACCAAGUCUGGUGUCAAAUCUUUGACGCUAGCUGCACCAACAAGUUUCAUUGCCGUCACGAUUUCUUUUUCUAGGAUCUUUAGAAUCUUCAAGACACCAAUCUCACCAUAAGCCUAGAAUGCGUGAAAGUGAUGCAAAGCCAGAGAAAGUUGAAUGGUCGCUCACGCUUUGAGCAUAGAGAAACGGACGUCCCAUGCCAACAGCCUUCGCACCAAGGC